AUGACUUCACUUCCAUCAUCCUUCAUAAACCAAAACUCCCCUCUAUUGGCAAAGUUCUCCAGGUUUGUGCAUUCUUCAAGAAUCAAGAUUCUUCUUUGGUUGAUGGAAGAAGUUGAAUUCAAGAAAGUUCAUGAUCCGUAUCUUCAACCCAAGAUGAUAACUUCAACAAACUCAGACUCCCUACCUCGCCGUGUUUGGGUGCCAGGGCCGGUCAUUGUCGGAGCUGGUCCUUCAGGCCUUGCCGCCGCCGCUUGUCUCAAGAACCACGGCGUCCCAGCCAUGAUUCUUGAACAGGCAAACUGCAUAGCUUCUUUAUGGCAAUUCAAAACCUAUGAUCGACUUCGCCUUCAUCUUCCAAAACAAUUCUGUCAGCUUCCGCUUAUGUCCUUUCCUGUAGAUUUUCCAACCUACCCUACAAAAGAACAGUUUUUAUCGUACCUUGAAUCCUACGCGAAAAACUUUGAAUUGAAGCCAGUUUUCAAUGCAACAGUUUUAAGUGCAGAAUAUGACGAUGGGUGUCGGUUCUGGAGGGUGAAAACGAAGGGUACUGAGUAUGUUUGUCAAUGGCUAAUUGUUGCGACUGGUGAGAAUGCUGUGGAAGUUGUGCCUCGAUUUGAGGGGAUGGAUGAGUUCAAUGGACCAAUAGUACACACUAGUUCUUACAAAAGUGGCGAGGGUUUUCAAAAUAAACGAGUUCUGGUUGUGGGGUGUGGGAAUUCUGGCAUGGAAGUUUGUUUGGAUCUCUGCAAUUCUAACGCUUUUCCUUCCCUUAUCGUUAGGGAUUCAUUGCAUGUGUUGCCACAAGAGAUGUUUGGGAUAUCAACUUUUGGACUAUCGAUGUGGCUGCUCAAGUGGUUCCCUGUGCGAAUAGUUGAUCAGCUCUUGCUUUUCAUAUCACGAUGUAUGCUCGGUGACACGAGUCUUCUUGGCCUCAAUAGACCAAAACUUGGUCCACUCGAGCUAAAGGGCAUUUCUGGAAAAACACCCGUCUUGGAUGUAGGCACGCUCGCAAAGCUCAGAAGUGGCGAUAUCAAGGUUUACCCAGCAAUAAAGAGACUAGAAUGUAACAUUGUGGAGUUUGUAGAUGGCAGAAAGGAGAAAUUUGAUGCCAUAAUUCUAGCCACGGGUUAUAGAAGUAAUGUUCCGACUUGGUUGAAGGACACGAAUCUAUUCUCAAACAAAGAUGGAUUUCCUAAGAAAAAGUAUCCAGAAGGAUGGAAAGGAGAAAGAGGAUUAUAUGCAGUAGGAUUUACAAAACGAGUCCCAAUCGUUGCUUCCCCAGUUGUCGCGCAAACACACACGCAUAUCAUUGCGAAAUCGAGGGGCAUCGGUGGUGGCAGAUCAAUCUCAAAGAGGUGGGGGAAAAGCUGGGAGGCUUUACAUCAGAAACUUGCCAUAUGCGAUUACUUCUGCAGAAUUGUCCCAAAUAUUCAGAGAAGCUGGCGAUGUAAUUUCCGUGGAGACAGGAGCAGGGGAUUCACAUUUAUUACAAUGGCAAGUGUUCAAGAAGCUAAAGAAGCCAUUAGAAUGUUUAACGGAUCUCAAAUCGGUGGACGAACAGUGAAGGUAAACUUCCCGGAGGUGCCAAGGGGAGGUGAACGGGAAGUGAUGGGCCCAAAGAUUAGAAGCAGUAACAGAGAUUUUAUCGAAAUCCCUCACAAGAUCUAUGCAGAAUAUGCACUUAACGUUAUGAAUGGACUGGAGGUUGAGGGCCGUCCUUUGCGAUUGAACUUGGCAGAAGGAAAAAGAGACGUGUCUCGCUCAACAAGAACAGGAAGAAGUUCUGAGAUCAAUGUCGAUGGGAAUGAGAUCCUUUCAAGUAUUAGCUCCUAA
This is a messenger RNA of Lactuca virosa, 1833 nucleotides long. The record is from the annotation of a GenBank genome assembly. Lineage: Eukaryota; Viridiplantae; Streptophyta; Magnoliopsida; Asterales; Asteraceae.